Messenger RNA from Rhopalosiphum maidis (corn leaf aphid), 1889 nucleotides. RefSeq names its product putative inhibitor of apoptosis. The record is from RefSeq and is a predicted model, not a curated record. Gene Ontology annotation, molecular function: cysteine-type endopeptidase inhibitor activity involved in apoptotic process; ubiquitin protein ligase activity. The transcript has 7 exons. Bases 269 to 1822 code for a protein of 517 amino acids. Gene Ontology annotation, cellular component: cytoplasm; nucleus. NCBI's taxonomy places the organism in Eukaryota, Metazoa, Arthropoda, Insecta, Hemiptera, Aphididae. Gene Ontology annotation, biological process: regulation of cell cycle; positive regulation of protein ubiquitination; negative regulation of apoptotic process.
UUGAAUCACUUAAUUUCUUCUAUAUCGUAAUUCUUCUAUAAAUAUUAUAAUAAUUAUAUUCUUAAUCUUGUUGGCUUACAUUAUUUUGAUAAAUCGAUCAAUCGAAAUUGGAUAGCUACAACAAUUCAACAUAAUAGAAGGAGACGUGCUCAAUGUUCAUAUCCAACCAUAUUUUUCUAAACCGGUUAGUAUACAUGUUGAUCAGUAGUAUAUAAUUCCAAAACCGUCUCCUAGCUGGAAUCGGCGCUGUGAGUGAAGGGGGCGGUGUAUGGUACUCAGCGUAUCGAAAAGAUAUGUCGUCGAUAUUUUACAGUCAGGCUUUGUUCGACACCACCAACACACGAGGUUGUUCUUCAACACUAUUUUAUUUGUUCGUCGACGACGUCUUUGCGCCCCCAAAUACAAAACAGCUGUUGCAGUUUACAAGAUGUCUGAAGAUCUCUUUAAAACUUUUGAUGAAAGGUGGACUCUAACUUUCAUAUCACCUUUUGAAAUGGCCAUAGCUAAUUUUCGUUACACUGGCGUCGGGGAUCAAGUGACAUGUCAUUUUUGCAAAAAACUAUUUUUUGAUUGGCAACCGGGCGAUAAUCCAUUACGUGAACAUAUUCGUCUAUCACAAAAAUGUCCAUAUGUUGUGUACGCUAUGAAGUUAAUAAAAGGUCGUUUGUUAACAUUCAGUAAUUGGAGUGUCGAAUUUUUAAAUCCUUAUGGAAUGGCCCAAGCUGGUUAUUUUUACACGGGCGUUCAAGAUCGUGUAAAAUGUUUAUUAUGUAUGACAGAAUUUGGUAACUGGCAGCAGCAUGAUUUUCCAUUUGAUAAACAUGCUUUUCAGUCUCCACAAUGUCCAUAUGUUAUUGAAAACAGAAAUUUUUUUAUUAAGACUGCUCUUAGCCGACCUACUAUAGAGUUAAAAAAUAUUAAUGAUCGGUUACAUUUUGAGGGUAUUAUUAUAUUCUUAAAACCUCUAUUUCAUGAAAAAAUGAUUGAAUUUGAUAAACGGCUGGAUUCAUUUAAAAGAUGUUUGAUACCAUUGCAACACGAUAUUAAUACUUUAUGCGAAGCUGGAUAUUUUUAUUCAGGCAAUGGUUAUUCUGAUACUAUGACAUGUUUCUACUGCAAUGAUACUCGAGGUGAAUGGACUGAAAACGAAGAACCAUGGGUAGUACACGCCAAACGGUCAAAAAAUUGUAGUUAUUUAUUAUUAAAGAAAGGCAAAAGCUUUAGUAACAUGGUACAUGCCGUGAAAAGAGAUAUCAUAAAGUCUAAUCAACUGGAAUUAUUCAAGUUAAUUGCUGCAAAGAAUAAUACACUUACUAUCGGAAAAAAUAUGAAAAUACAGUCAACAAAAAAGCAUAUUAAUAGGAUACGAAUUACCAAACUGUCAUCAAAUAAAAUUCAAGAGCAUUGUUUUCAAAUGCUGGAUCCUAAUAUAUUACCAGAUAGUAUGAUAUGUAAAAUUUGCUAUAAAGAAGAAAUUCAAGUUGCUGUUAUUCCCUGCGGUCAUACUAUUUCUUGCAUUCAAUGCUCUAUAACUUUCAUACGGUGCGCUGUGUGUAGAGAUUUAUCCUUCAGAUUAAUGAGAGUCUAUUUAUGCAAGGAUAUUAAAAGAUAUAAAUAUCUCAAAUCGGUACCAAGCAGUGCUAAAAUGUCAUCCAACAACACAAUGAACACAAUGCUUUGUAAAGUUUGUCAUAAAGAGGGAAUGACAACAGUAUUUUUACCAUGUAGACAUGUCUACUCCUGUGGUAAAUGUGCAGAACAAAUAGAUAAAUGCCUUAUAUGUAGAGAAGAUGUUUUUUCCUUAGUUAAGUUAUAUUUUUAAGGUUUACAUAGUAUAUACUGUAAUGUGCUUAUACAAUUAAAUACAAGUUUGCUAAUUUAUUAAAUAA